AUGCCGCACUUCAAGUCAAGCCAAGAAUGGCUCGAAAAGUCAACCCUCCUCCUCGAGGCCAGCCCAUCCACAACCCGCAUAACCACGAGAUACUCCAUCGAACAAGUCAAGUCGCGCAAAGCCAGGGCAGGCUCGACCAGCGACGUCGAGGCGCCGAAGCCGCCCCGCGGCAGCCUCGUCUUCACAACCUACGAUACAGCCACCGGCGUGACCCUCAAGUACCGCACCACAAAGGCCGCCGAAGUGACCUGGCUCAUGCAGUCGUCCCUGGGCCAGCUGGGUCGCAACAUGGCGGCCAUGCCGCCGGUCGAUCGGCUGGACAGCAAGAUGCCCGAUGCUCCGGCCGGUGCAGCCGAGGAUGGUGACGGAGGUAACCACGCCGGCGGAGCUGCCACGCCGGCGCUGCAGGCACAGCCGUCACAGCACCCGGCUGGGAAGAAGAAGAAGAAAGGCAGGAAGUGA
Molecule: messenger RNA, 462 nt
Organism: Ustilaginoidea virens
Lineage: Eukaryota; Fungi; Ascomycota; Sordariomycetes; Hypocreales; Clavicipitaceae
Exons: 2
Coding region: 1-462 (153 amino acids)
Biological process (GO): SRP-dependent cotranslational protein targeting to membrane
Cellular component (GO): signal recognition particle, endoplasmic reticulum targeting
Source: RefSeq, a predicted model, not a curated record